AUGAAUAACAGCAAAAUAAUAUCGAUAUUCAAUAUAACAGGUAUUCAAGGACUAUCUUUAUGUAACACCUUGUUAAACUCUAAGAAAUAUAUAAUCAAAGGAUUUACAAAAGAUAUAGACUCGAUCCAAUCAAAAACAUUAAUUAAAAAAGGUGUAGAAAUAGUGCAACUAAAUUUUAAAAAUGCAAAAUUAGAAUUAUUAAACAAACAUUUACAUAAUAGUCAUGCAGUAUUUUUAGAUACAGAUUACUUUAGUUUGGGCAAUAAUGAGGUUGAAUUUGGAGUAAAUGUGGUGGAUGCUUGUAUAGCCUCAAAUAUAUCUCAUCUUAUAUAUAGUACCCUACCUUGCUCAAAUUUAAUUACAAAAGGAGUUUUAACAUUAAAUUCUUUUGAUAACAAAUAUAAAAUUGAACAAUAUAUAAAGAGUAAAAUAGAUCAGAUUAAAUAUAUUUCAUUUAUAUAUAUUCCGUUUGGAUAUCAAAAUUUAAUGCAAUAUUUCCCACCACUAAAAAUAAACAUUAAAAAUUUUCAAUAUGACAACCACAAAAAUUUCAAUUUUUCAAAUUGUUUAAACCCCUCAACAAAAUCUGAAAAAUAUGAUUACUUUGACUUUAGCUCAAUGAACACUAGUAUAUUUAAUAUAUUUAACACUGCAAAUGAGCUUAGCUUUAAUGGAUUUAACAACUAUAAAAAAAUAAACUUUACAAAUACAAAAAUAAAAUAUAAUACUAACAUCAAAGACAACGAAGAAUUCUUUUCAAUACCACUACCUCUUAAUGUAAACAAUUCAAUAUAUUUAUGCGAUAACGAUGAAAUUGGCACUUUAAUAUUUGAAAUUAUAGAAAAACCAAAUGAAUAUAAUAAUAAAUCAAUCUUUUUAUAUGGGUCAAUAAUGAAUGGUCACGAAAUUUCAAUAUCACUAAGUAAAAAAUUUAAUAAAAAUAUUAAACACUUUUAUAUCCCAACAGAAAUAUUCCAACAAUUUUUUAACUCAAAUACUGAAAUUUCAAAUAUAUUUAAUUUUAUUAAUCUAUUUAAUAUUCAAAUUAAAGAAAACAUAAAAAACUCCGAAACUAUUUCAUUAUUUAAUUUUAAACCUUCAACAUUUGAUGAUUAUUUAAAAAAAGAUAAUAUAGAAAUAAAAUCAAUUAAUUUGAAUUAA
Messenger RNA from Dictyostelium purpureum, 1161 nucleotides. RefSeq lists its product as uncharacterized. The transcript has a single exon. Bases 1 to 1161 code for a protein of 386 amino acids. The record is from RefSeq and is a predicted model, not a curated record. NCBI's taxonomy places the organism in Eukaryota, Evosea, Eumycetozoa, Dictyosteliales, Dictyosteliaceae.